This is a messenger RNA of Fusarium sp. VM40, 2046 nucleotides long. The record is from the annotation of a GenBank genome assembly. NCBI's taxonomy places the organism in Eukaryota, Fungi, Ascomycota, Sordariomycetes, Hypocreales, Nectriaceae.
AUGUCGGGCCGCAAACUAGGCGGCGGCCGUGUCCUCGGCAGCGGCAAGGGUCUGGCUCCCCCGACACCUCCGAUUACGAAUGCGCCGCGAGUUGCAAGUCCACUAGCAGCUUCCGAAAGCAGUAUCUCGAUAGCUUCAUCUUCGAUAUCGCCGUCUAUAAGUGGAAUCCCACCGGAUAUUCAGGGGCGGGACAUUGGCAACAGCAUCAGCGUUGGAGCUCAAGGGAAGGGUGGCCCCGCUGAUGGCGGCGCACUUGUCUGUCCAAUAUGUAACGAGGAAAUGAUGACUCUCCUGCAACUCAAUCGACACAUCGACGACAAUCACCAGGAACUACCAGAGGAGGAGCAGGAUGAAGUCAAGACGUGGUUUGACAAGCAGGUUCUCAAGGCCAAAAAGUUCCAACCUCUCUCACUUAUAAACCAAAAACUAAGAGGUCUCGAUGUAUUCGAAUCAAACGAAUCAGCACCCGUCAUCACUCCGUCUGUUGCUGCGGGAAAGAACCCCCUCGAAGGUCCUAUUGACCCCGACGAGCUCAUCACGCGACAGCACUGGCAACGAUCAACAAGUUACGAUUUAUGUACCGACCCGACAUGCGGAAAGAGCCUGGGACCGUUGAACGGAAGCAUCAACUGCAGGCAUUGUGGACGGCUAUUCUGCGAAGAACAUACAAUGUAUCAGAUGAAGUUGAGCCGGAGUGCAAAACACGAACCGGUUCGUGGUUACUGGGCACGAGUAUGCGAGACAUGCUUCAAAUCAAGAGAAGGAUAUAACGACCAUCACGGUGUCUUGACAGAUCAUACCAGCAUGUUCGCGGAAAUAAGAAGAAAAAAGGUCGAGCGGCAGAACUUGGAAAUUUCACGGCUCGAAAAACGAUUAACUAAACUCACGAAAUUAUUGGUGAAUCCUCCCGAAAAGCUCACUCAAUCGAACGGCUCAUUACUUGGUCCAGUCACUUCAUUAGCGGGGCAGAAGAACCCUCGCAAACUUAUAGAACAAUCCGUUGUUACGUGGGAGGAAGAUGCGACUGUUCCGAAAUGCCCAUUUUGUCAGCAAGAAUUUGGGUCCUGGACGUUUAGAAGACAUCACUGUCGUAUAUGUGGCCGUGUCGUCUGUGGUGACCCCCAGACGGCGUGCUCUUCAGAAGUAGGCCUCAACGUAUCAAGCGACGCCAGCGGACCGACACAAUCACCCUCAGCAACGGAGAAACCUCCAUCAACAGCCAGCCCUGGGCAGGUUGGUAUAGACAUUCGAAUGUGCCGCGACUGCAAACAUACCAUCUUCUCUGCCCGUGACUUUGCAGCUUCAUUACAGCAUAAACCUGCAGAUCAGCGAGCAUAUGAGACCCUAAGGCAGUUCGAGCGUGGCAUUCAACAGCUUCUCCCCUCUUUUCACCGUGUCCUGUUGAAUUUACAGCCGGAGAAAAAGGAAAGCGGAGAAAUAGACCUCAACAAACCACCAGCGACACACGCGCAGAUUCAGGAAGCGGCCAAGAUUCGAAAACGCUUGGUCGAUAGCUUUGCGAAAUAUGGCACUGCUGCGAAACGUCUGCGUGACCUUCCUACCGAGAACGCGACACAACGCCGUCUCCAAUCGGCCGUUUACACAUAUGCUAGCGGCUUCCUUCAUACGAACAUGCUUCCUCUCAAGAGCCUCCCUCAGAUGCUUCGCUCACGCUCAUCCGCGUCGUCUACAGCCGUCUCCACCUCGCGACUUCUCGCCUCUCAUCACCACUCCGGAUCUAGUCUUCGACACUCAGAGCUUGCGGAUACUGAGACUUCGUCUCAGGCACCUAGUGAAGGAAGUACAGUCGUGAGUCAGCUCGAGGCCGAAGAGAAGGAACUCCGGGAACGACUAGUUGUCUUGGAAGAGCAGCGAUUUAUGGUCGAGUCUAUGGUCAAGACUGCACAGGGCUCACGACGGUUUGAAGAGGUCAGUGCUCUAUCGAGGAACAUGGACGAGUUGGAUGCCGAAAUCAAUGCCCUGAAGAGCAAAGUUGGCGGCGUUGAGGAACGAUGGGAGGGCGUGUACCGCAACGGUGUGGCGUAA